GAUAAGUAUCUGGUAGUACAUAUACAUGUAUACUUUAACUUAUUGAGCCUGUAAGAAUCUUUGGUAUAUGUGAAAAUCAAUAGUAAUGAUGUUGCUUUUCAGCUACAUGUUCGUGACAUUGUGUCGGCUUUGACUCGGAUAACGAUUGGUAUUUCGGGACAUGUUGCUGUUCAUCUCUUACUUUAUUUUGUGGCUUCUGGAUGGAACUAAAGCAGAAACUGACCUGGCACUGGGCAAGCCGGCCAGUUCCAGUUCGCACAUCAACCAUCCACCACAAGCGGUAAACGAUGGGAAUACUGCCACAAAUUGGAGCAGUAGCAGCUGUUUCGCAGUUCAGUUAUCAGACUACGACCCCUGGUGGCAAGUGGACCUACAGGUCAAGGUCAAAGUAACCAAGGUCAAGGUCACAGCUAGAAGUGACUGCUGCCCUGAAAGACUUCAUGAUUUUUCGAUUGACGUGUACCAAGAACAACCUUCCAACCAACACUCUGCCCCCAAAUUAUGCUACUUCUACUCCGGUAGCGUGUCACGCCCAGGGGAGACUGUUACCGUUACCUGCUCAAGACCUGUCACUGGUCGCUUUGUCAGGAUCAGCGGUAAAAACAAAUUAAAUCAUCAAGACCUGCUCCAAUUUUGCGACGCACAGGUGUUCGGAGAGGCAAUAUCUACACAUUUCGAUUCAUGCGCAUCCCUCGUUCAAUAUACACAACAUUCCACCAAGACUCCACUGAAGACCAUCAGCGAAGGAAUCGGCAAUACCGCAGCUUGUGCUGCUGCAUGUGAACGCUCGGAGUCCUGCACGGGGUUCAACAUCAGACACCUACCGGCCACAAAACUGACCUGGCACUGGAGCAAGCCGGCCAGUUCCAGUUCGUACAACACCCAUCCACCACAAGCGGUAAACGAUGGGAAUACAGGCACAACCUGGGGCAGUAACAGCUGCUUCGCGGCUCAGUUUGCAGACUCCGACCCUGGUGGCAAGUGGACCUACAGGUCAAGGUCAAAGUAA
Molecule: messenger RNA, 1009 nt
Organism: Haliotis rubra (blacklip abalone)
Lineage: Eukaryota; Metazoa; Mollusca; Gastropoda; Lepetellida; Haliotidae
Product: fucolectin-4-like
Exons: 5
Coding region: 161-1009 (282 amino acids)
Source: RefSeq, a predicted model, not a curated record